Phialemonium atrogriseum is the source of this 2677-nucleotide messenger RNA. RefSeq lists its product as uncharacterized. The transcript has 5 exons. The record is from RefSeq and is a predicted model, not a curated record. Bases 400 to 2403 code for a protein of 667 amino acids. Lineage: Eukaryota; Fungi; Ascomycota; Sordariomycetes; Cephalothecales; Cephalothecaceae.
GUCAUCGCCUCGAUAAGCAAUUAUACACUAGUGCUUUAAUCCGAUUUCUUAAGGUUCCAUCGCCCGUAAAUUAUCCGUUUUAAAGCCUGUAGGUACUGUACCUAGGUAGGUGGCCGGAAGCAACACAUGAACCCAGCCUGUGGUAUUAGCGGCCGUCAUGAUCUGCAGGGACGAGAGAUGUGAACUUCAGACCUGCCUGCUCCCCAUCUGCGAAUAACGCUGCGCACGCCCCGCCGUCCCGCAUCGCGUCUCCUAGCCUUUUAUGCGCUUCGGAUUUUGGCACACAAGCUCGCAGCGGUAUUCUCCUGGGUGAAAUGACGUACAGGGCUGCGAGGUUUCCAGUCUCGAGGUAGUUCACGAUCCAUUCCAUGGUCGACCCUGUUGGGGCUGUUUAAGGGCAUGCGGCUCGGAAACAUGAGCUCUAUAUUUCUCACCGACGAGGAGCUGGGAAAGAAGGAUGACGACCAUAAGCCGGCCAAGCUGCCGCCGCUUCGAUCCCAUCACUGGAGUCCAGCUCGAGUGCCAGUCCGGAAGACGUUGAAGCGCCUCGCUAUCGCAUUGAUCAUAGGCCUCGGUGUCUAUCUGUUCAUCAAGAAUAUACCCACCGAUGUGCCGAUACGAGAUCGACGUCGACCCGUCUACGGGCAGACAGACGAGACCCUCCCGUUCCGCCCUCCACAUGGAACAGCGAAGUCGAGCCCCCCAGUGACGAAUUUCGACGAGUCCGUCAGAUCGGCCGGCCGCACUUAUAACGCCCCAGCUAGGUUCCCGAACCUUGGAACUUCGCUCCAGGCAAUCUCGAGCACAAGGGGUAGCCUCUUGACCAACAAGAAUGUUCUCUUCGUUGCAUCUAGCCUGAAGAGUGUUGCCGCUCUUCUUCCCAUGGCCUGUCGCAUGGGUUCUGAAUUACGAAGCUAUGUUCAUUUUGCCUUGAUGAGCCGCAGCGAGAUUGAUAUCGAUGAACUGCGUGCAAUCAAUGGUAUUGAUGAUUCGUGCCAGGUCAUAUUCCACGACGCCCGUCCCGAUUAUUCUUCCAUCUCAACUGAGGCUCGCCUUGAGGCUUGCACUUCACGCGCACUAUUCCACAUAUACGGGUACAUGCACCCCCAGGCGGUCAUUGUUGACGGCUCCAGCACCGAAGAAGUCUUUUUCCUCGGCGCCAUGCGAAAGAAAGCGCACAACAUAGGAGUCCCUCUGAUCGAAUUGCCCGAGUCAGCCCCGAAACGGCUGACUUGGAUGACAAAACUCGACAGUUCCUCAUUAGCCGCCUGGAACAGAGUAAACGUAGAGAUUCUGAUUCAAGCACCGCCAGGAGGAUCAGGGAGCCUGAUCAGACUGCUCAGGUCCUUGAGCAGUGCGGAUUUCACGUCAUGCGCGAUCCCCCAUCUAACCAUCGAGCUCCCUCGUAAAAUUGACCCGUUCACGGCCAAAUUUCUCGAGACAUUUCAGUGGCCGCCGGCCCAUGUCCACAAUCCAUCCCAUACCAGACAGCUUUCGUUGCGUCGCCGUAUCCCCCGCCAAACCCCGAGUGAGGAAGAGAGUGCGGUCCGCUUCCUCGAGUCUUUCUGGCCGUCAAAUCCUCGCGAUUCACAUGUCCUGGUCCUCUCUCCCCAGGCAGAGCUCUCACCUCGGUUCUUCCACUAUCUCAAGUACUCCUUACUGGAAUACGGGUACUCGAACGCCGCUGUGCUUCAGGAGUGGGAUAGGAGACUCUUGGGAAUUAGUCUCGACUUGCCUGCAACCUAUCUGAAUGUGUCCGAGCCAUUCUCGCCGCCGACAAGGAAGGACGCUGUUCAUUUGGCAGCAGCUGCAGCGGCUGCAACUGACGAGCCCACCUCCUUCCUCUGGCAAGCGCCAAACAGCAAUGCCGUUCUCUUCUUCGGGCAGAAAUGGGUCGAGCUUCACGGAUUUGUUUCCAGACUGGUCGAUUUCCAGCAUGGGUCGCCCUCGCCAGCGCCACUCCUAUCCGAGAAGCUCGUAAGCAAGAGGUAUCCGGCUUGGCUGGAGCACGCAUUGAAGCUUUCCCGGGCUCGCGGCUACUGGACUCUGUAUCCCAGCAAGAUGACGGCAAGCAACCUGGCUACUAUUCACAAUGAGCUCUAUGCACCCCCUGAAGAGUACGAGGCCGAUGCCACAAGGGAUCCGAGCGAUGCGACCGAGAUUAUAUUGGCAGAUGGACCGUUACUUGACAGACUACCUAACGGAGGCAACCUCCCACCCUUCAACCAGCUGCCCUUGGUGACGUGGGACGGACUGGUGACGAAGCUGCACGAUUUUGACAGCGCUGCGUCAGAUUAUGCCGCGAAGUUCCGGGGCACAAUUGGGGGCUGCGAGGACCUCCUUCCAUCCGACUUACUGCCACAAAAGUCGGCAGGAGAUCUGUUCUGCUCGAAAGAGGCUUAAGCGCUGUAUCAAUUCAUAGCGCAAUGUCUCCUGGCAUCUUUCAUUAGCAGCAUCGUGUUCCGACAAUGUACAUAUGCUCCUAUGGGGAGGGCGUUUAUUUAGAUACGCCCUUCCAAGUAUAUUGGACUCAAAUCAAGGCCCAGGCCACCCUCAAAUCCCCGACACUUUGAAAACAACAAACUCACGAGUCGGCCUCUGAGUCCAAAAUGUUGACCACAAGAAGUGCGAUACUAGUGCCCAAGAUAACCAACGCUAUUACAGCCAUGAUCUGUGA